Messenger RNA from Grammomys surdaster, 1417 nucleotides. RefSeq names its product leukocyte immunoglobulin-like receptor subfamily B member 4. The record is from RefSeq and is a predicted model, not a curated record. Gene Ontology annotation, molecular function: inhibitory MHC class I receptor activity. Gene Ontology annotation, biological process: cytokine-mediated signaling pathway. The coding region runs from base 27 to 1133 and encodes 368 amino acids. NCBI's taxonomy places the organism in Eukaryota, Metazoa, Chordata, Mammalia, Rodentia, Muridae. The transcript is spliced from 11 exons.
AGCUACGAACAUUACCAGGACUCACUAUGAUCACCAUGCUCACAGUGCUGCUGUAUCUUGGGCUUAUUGUGGAACACAGGACUGCAGUAGAGGCAGGACUCCUCCCAAAGCCCAUCAUCUGGGCUGAGCCAGGCUCUGUGAUUGCCAUGUAUAAACCUGUGAUUAUCUGGUGUCAGGGGUCCUGGGAGACCCAGGAGUAUUCUCUGCAUAAAGAGAGAAGUGUGAAUACUUGGGACAAUCAAUUCCCUCUAGAAACUACGAAUAAGGCGAAGUUCAACAUUGAAUUCAUGACAGAAACUUAUGCAGACAUAUAUAAGUGUUCCUAUAAGAGUGCUGCUGGAUUUUCAGAGCAUAGUGAUGCCAUGGAGCUGGUGAUGACAGGAGCCUAUGAAAAUCCCAGCCUGUCAGUCUGGCCAAGCCUUGAUGUGACCUCUGGAGUUUCCAUAGCCUUUAAGUGUAGCUCAUCCUUAGGAUUUGGCAGAUUCAUUCUCAUCCAGGAAGGAAAAUAUAACCUCUCAUGGACCCUGGACUCAAAGCAAAAUGAUAGUCAUUCAUUCUACGCUACUUUUGUUCUGGAUGCUGUUACUCCCAACCACAAUGGAACCUUCAGAUGCUAUGGCUAUUUUAGGAAUGAACCCCAGGUGUGGUCAAAAUCAAGUAACCCUCUUGACCUCAUGGUCUCAGAAACCAAGGACCUGUCCUCUACACCCAUUGAAGAUGGACUGGAAACAUACCAGAAGAUUUUGACUGGAGUCUUGGUGUCAUUCCUCCUGCUUUUCUUCCUCCUGCUUCUUCUCAUCCUCUUCCGAUACUGGUGUAGUUGCAAAAAGAAGAAGGCUUCUCAAAGAGAAGCCAACUUUCAAAUGCUUUCAGGGGCACCAGACCCAACACACAGAGAUAGACUUCACCAGAAGAGCUCCAGCCCAGAUGCUACCAUCAAUGAAAAACACCUGUAUGCUUCUGUUAAGAACACACAAUCUGAGGACAAUACAGAGCUGAACAGUUGGAACCCACCUGAUGAAGACCCCCAAGGAAUUGUGUAUGCCCAAGUGAAACCCUCCAGGCUUCGAAAGGAUACUGCAUCCAAAGAGACCCAGGUUGUAACCUAUGCUCAGUUGUGCAGCAAGACUUAGGAACAGGACAACAGCUGAGGCCAACAAGCAGCCAACACAAGAAGAAGACCCAGAUCCCACAUUCCAUGAAUGAAAACUAAGGAUUUUCUAAGAUAGUAUUUGUUCCCAGUGAACUCUGUUAAAUUAAUGCCAGCCAUCAUGAAUACCUCAUGUGUCAUCAGAAGCUUCUCAGAAUUUUGGGAAUAUGCAUUAUUCUUUGUUCUGAGAUAACAAAUGUCCUUAUGUUUUGUAAAUAAAGCCAAAUCCUUCUCAAUAAACAGUUUAUGAAAUGAGAAACAAAUGAA